GUGCUCCACCAAUAGGAUACACAUCAAUUGUCUCACGAAUAGCUUUGCAAUUUGAGGCAAGAAAGGCUGCCAAAUUUUGCAGAAGUUCAGAAAAAUUAUGGGACAACUAAACAUAUCCUUGUCUCACAACAAAUGGCUGGACAUCGAAUUCUAAUGAAAGCUUCAUAGCUAUUUCAAUUCAUUUAAUUGACAAGAACUGGAACUUUGUCAGUUAUGUUAUAAAUUUGAUUCACUCCCAGGCCUCGACGGGAAGCGAGAGCUUUAGCUCUCGCUCUCGCCCACACUCCCCUAAAACAGUUUACAGGAGCAAUUUACAGCUCUUGCAAAAGUAUAAUUUUUCUCAUGAAGGUAUAAUUAAAAUUACAAAAGAGUGCUAAUUUAAAUGAGGAGCAGCUCGCACAGCUCCCCAAAUUCGUUUUAGGAGAGCUUUUCUCAGCUCUCGUGCUCAUUUGUUUCGGCCAAGGCCUGCACUCCCAUGAGCGUCACACAAGCGUCAACCUUCAAACAAGUUUGGAGGCUGCAAUGGAUGCCUGGCAUAUUCCAGGAGCUUUUGCAGUGGUGUCAGACAAUGCCACAAACAUUGUGCUGGCACUAACUUCAAGCAAACGAGUGCAGCAUAUGGUACGGUGUGUUGUUCAUACAAGCCAAUUGGUCAUUAAUGACAGCAUCAAUGCUAUCCAGACAGUUAGAAGUGCGCUGGCAGCCAUCAGAAGAGUGGCACAGUUCUUCAGAAGUUUGAAUCCAUCCUGGAAUGUCCUCAAACAAAUUCAGAAAGACGAAAUCAAAAGGAAUUCUAAAAACUGUGAUACUAUAGUAUCCAGACUUCUAAAGCCUAUCCCCCUUAUCAUGGACUGUGAAACCAGGUGGAGGAGCAAAAUCCAUAUGGCGGAACGAAUGGUGAGGCUACAACAGAACAUCAUUGCCUCAAUGCAGGAUCCUCAAGUGAAGAAAGACAUGGCUAGAUCAAAGUGUGCCAACCCCAACGCUGACCAUUGAGGCAUUGCACAAACAGUGGUGGAAGUUUUAAAACCCUUUGCUGACCAGAUUACUCACUAGAGUGGUCAGCGGUAUGUUCAUACUCAGCGAUUUAUCCAGCAAUUUUGGGAUUGCUAGAUUUUCUUAAGCCAGAUGAUGAGAACAACACGUGGGCUGCUGUACAGCUGAAAGAAAAGCUGCAAAGCAAAAUAAAGCAACGGUUUGGUUUGGUUAGCGGUAUUAACAAUGAUUUUCCUUGCUAUUUAGGCAUGGUUGGUGCCCUUUUGGACCCUUGAUUCAAAAGCCUCCCAUUUCUGACCACCGAAGAAAAAGCUAGUGUGAUAACAUAUGCAGAAGAACUACACGCCAUCUCGCAGCAGCAACCUGUCAUGGGCCCUGCUGCAACGGCUUCUGCAUCCUCAAAAUGCAAAGUCUUUGAUGGUUUUCAUACAAGCAAAAAAAAAAUUGAUUUAUUCUCGCGUAUUUACAAGCCAGCAACAAAUGCCAGCUCAGUUCCAACAACUUUUAGACAGGAAAUGCAAAUUUACAUAUCAUAAGCUGCUGAACCGCUCACAGGAGAUCCACUAAUGUGGUGGUAGUUGCAUAGUUCUCGAUUUAACCUUCUUUCUCGUUUGGCUGCACAGCUUUUCUGCAUCACAGCAACCAGCUGUCCAAGUGAGCGAAUAUUUUCAACCCCUGGAAAUCACGAAGAAAAGAAAUCAAUUAAUGCCAGAACAUGCAGAGAUGCUGGUUUUUCUGUAAAUUCAGAGUUAUGUGGAAACUUGGUUAAUAAUAAUGAUGAUGAUGAUGAUGAUGAUGACGAAAUUCAAAUCAACAGUGAUGUCGAGAUAAAUAAUAAUGCUGAUAAUUAAACUAUACUUGUACAUUAU
Messenger RNA from Hydra vulgaris (swiftwater hydra), 1865 nucleotides. Lineage: Eukaryota; Metazoa; Cnidaria; Hydrozoa; Anthoathecata; Hydridae. The record is from RefSeq and is a predicted model, not a curated record.